AUGGCUCCCAAGCAGCGUGCUGUCGGCUCCACUCGCGGGCCUCAAAAGAGCUUCCUCAGCAUCGCCUACGAGGAGGCCACCUCCCCCGAGAACACCACCAUUGUUCGGAGCAUCCUGGUUUUUGGCGCCGGUGUUGCUUUCCUCCACAGCAGCCUGAGCGAUUUCCUCCUUCCUCCGUAA
Molecule: messenger RNA, 180 nt
Organism: Penicilliopsis zonata CBS 506.65
Lineage: Eukaryota; Fungi; Ascomycota; Eurotiomycetes; Eurotiales; Aspergillaceae
Exons: 2
Coding region: 1-180 (59 amino acids)
Biological process (GO): protein import into mitochondrial matrix
Cellular component (GO): mitochondrial outer membrane translocase complex
Source: RefSeq, a predicted model, not a curated record